Molecule: messenger RNA, 2025 nt
Organism: Aspergillus caelatus
Lineage: Eukaryota; Fungi; Ascomycota; Eurotiomycetes; Eurotiales; Aspergillaceae
Gene: csn12
Product: protein csn12
Exons: 6
Coding region: 108-1475 (455 amino acids)
Biological process (GO): transcription elongation by RNA polymerase II; poly(A)+ mRNA export from nucleus; post-transcriptional tethering of RNA polymerase II gene DNA at nuclear periphery
Cellular component (GO): transcription export complex 2
Molecular function (GO): RNA binding; double-stranded DNA binding
Source: RefSeq, a predicted model, not a curated record
AGCAUAUCGUGCUUCCAUCUCCGCUCAAGUGCCCGGAAACCUGCGGUAUGGGCCCGACUUUCUAAACCGACACUAAAAGUUUAUGAUUGAUUCAUGAACAUAUCACCAUGGCCACCAUCUUUGAGGACUUCGUACAAGGCCAGCGACUUGGCUCUGGCCCUCGCCUUGCUGCUGCUCUCACUCCCGUUGCCCCCGCCGAGUACCCCCAACGACUCCAAUCGUUCUACCGCUUCUCCAAUGCCGCACGUGUAUCCUCAGACCUCCGUUAUUCUCUUUUUCAGGCCAAUGGGUUAAAGUUACCGAAACAAGAACAAAACGCAUGGAUCGAUAUCUUUUCAACUUACUGGACCGCCGUCGGAGAGAUUAUCAAACUCACUGAUUCUCCGUCAAGCGCGAGCUGGGUUAAGGUCUUCAACUCUUGGAAAGACUUGGCAAAUAUUCUCAUUAGGGGGUAUACGAACUUCGGUCUUCAGGCAUGGACAGUUCCAUGUCUAUACAUCGUUGGAAAAUACUUGCGAAUCUUCGCCAUGAGAGCAGACGCCGAACUGUCGUCUCAAGAUUCGGUUGCAUUCGGUGAUAAUUUCCAGGAUGACAUAGCGGCCGAUUUCGAAAAGAGCGCAAAGCUUGAGGAAUCGGCUCGCAUAAUUAACCGAAUGUUUACUCUAUGUCUAAGUGACAGAGCCCCGAUUGAGGAGUCGCGCAAAUGGGGCAUAUAUAAUACGACAAAUCUGCUGUUCAAAACUUAUUUCAAGAUCAAUUCUGUCUCACUUUCCAAGAAUCUUCUUCGCGCGCUCAACGCUUCAUCGGCAGACCUUCCAGAUAUGGAGGUCUUCCCCAAAUCUCACAUAGUCACCUUCAAAUAUUAUGUUGGGUUGAUUCACUUUCUGGAUGAAAAUUAUGCAGAGGCCGAAGAGCAUCUUGCAUACGCAUGGAACAUGUGUCACAAAGAUGCAGUCAAGAACAGGGAAAUGAUCCUUGCUUAUCUUAUCCCUUGUCACCUUGUCACGACACAUACUUUACCAAGCAAGAAGCUUCUUGCCCCAUUUCCCAGACUCGAGAGGCUGUUCCGUCCACUUUGCAACUGUAUCAUGAAGGGCGAUCUCAAUGGCUUCGACAAUGCUAUGACAGCAGGAGAGGAAGAAUUUGUUAAGCGGCGCAUCUACCUGCCUCUCGAAAGAGGACGUGAUAUCGCCUUGCGAAACCUAUUCCGCAAGGUCUUCAUUGCUGGAGGUUUUGAAGAACCUAAGGAUGGCCAGCCGCCGAUUCGACGUACACGUGUUCCUGUUGCUGAGUUCGCGGCAGCAUUGAGGAUAGGUACACAUGCAGAUGAUAGAUCUCGGGUUGAUAUUGACGAGGUUGAGUGUUUGCUAUCGAACCUCAUUUACAAGGGUCUUAUGAAAGGCUAUAUUGCUCGGGAGCGCGGCAUGGUGGUUCUAAGCAAGGGUGGCACUGCGUUCCCGGGAACCGGUGUCUAAGAGCGAUACAGCCAGCUUAAGACGAGAGGCAUGUUAGCGCCGAUUAUCUACUUAAUCUCGUCCAUAUUCCCUGCACAUACCGUCAGAAACUUCGAUCAUCAGAGGAUCAUUAUCCGAACGGUCCUGGAUGCAGAUGAUCCAGUUAUCAACUUGCGCUGCUCAGCAUUUACGACCCCCACCAGAUCUUUUAGCCCCUUGCGCUAUGCACAGAUUUCAACUCUAGUCCAACUACUACACGAACCUUGAUGACUAGAUUCACAACAUAGCUUUUGCGACAUGAACAGUAACGGAACAUGACGGACUACGGAAUACCAGUCAUUCAGAGUCUUCUUGCUCAAUUGAUAGCUUCGACGAUUGCUCCAAGAGAGAGAAAUGGCAUCUUCAAUGACCCAAAUAUAGAAGUUUGCAUGAUUUACGACGAGCAGAUGCACUACAUUGGUUUCAGAAUAUCAAUAUUGUACCAAAGGAUCUCUUACCAUGGGCGAUAAUCUAUCUUUGGCUUACAUUUACACAGUAUAUCUGAUACAAGAUGUGAAGAAUUGAAAAAAAA